Molecule: messenger RNA, 1422 nt
Organism: Seminavis robusta
Lineage: Eukaryota; Bacillariophyta; Bacillariophyceae; Naviculales; Naviculaceae
Source: the annotation of a GenBank genome assembly
AUGCCCACUCGAACCCAACAAAUGUAUGCCGACCAUGAAAUCAUGGCAUUGAUCCACUUCAAUAUGGGAACCUGGGCUGGUAACGGGGAUCCGGCGUGCAAUCGAGAUAAUUGGCUCGGAUUGCAAGGAAGUCACAAUCCAGCCGUCUUUGAUCCCUACCUGUUGGAUACCGAUCAAUGGGCCGCGGUCUUUCAACGAUUGGGUGCCAAGCACGCCGUCUUGACUGCCAAACACGGGUGUGGCUUUUUGCUCUGGCCCAGCAAAGUACCUUUGAAGAAUGUAGCCACCCACCAAUUGGAACCAUAUACCUAUUCUGUGGGUCGUCCCGGAAUCAGUGCCAUUCAAGUCGAUGUGGUGAAGCAAUUCGUCACGUCCAUGAGAAACGCCGGAUUGGGAGUUGGAUUUUACUACAGUCUCAAAAACAACUUUUUGGUAAACAUGAAAGAUCAUCAUUUUGAAAACACCACGACGCUGCUACCAGGACAGAUUCUCAUGACCAAAGAGGAUUACGAAGAAAUGGCAUUGGGACACUUGCGAGAAUUGUGGACCAACUAUGGGGAAUUAACAGAGCAUUGGUUUGACAAUGGAUACACUCCAUCCAUAAAAGACAGACUGCAAGCUCUGCUCGAGGAGCUUCAACCAAAUAUGAUUGUAUGGAGAGGACAAGGCAUUACCAACAAUACAGUCGCAUGGGUAGGCACUGAAAGUGGUUUUCCCGCAGGAGAUGAUAUCUGGUCCACUGGUUGUUACGGGAAAAAUCCUGGAGAUCCGAAUGCUGACGAGUGGUGUCCCAAGGGAUGUGAUACAACCCUGCAGGAUAGAGAUCAGUGGUUCUAUAUGCCUGAAGAACCAAUUCGCAGCCUUGAAGUCAUGGUGAAACUAUAUCACAAGACUGUUGGGCGGAAUGGAGUCCUGGAACUGGAUGUAGCCGUGGACCGUUCCGGUCGGAUUCGAUACGAUCAUGCACAACGUUAUCAAGAACUAGGAGACUAUAUCAAAGCCUGCUACGGGACUCCACUGGCUAGCUGGAAAGACCAGAAAGGGUACUUGUUGGAUUUCACAUUGUCCCAACCAAUGACUAUGGAUCGUGUCAUGUUGCGGGAGGAUCAAUGGCAAGGAGGACAACGAGUCCGCCAAUAUGCAGUGUAUGUGCAAGAAGUGGUGCCAUCUAGUACUGUUUCUACGAGCUACGAACAAGAGUGGACUUUGUUCUCACGAGGCCAUUCCAUUGGGAACAAACGAAUCGAUGUGGCGGGAGAUGGUCCCUCUGUCGUUGCCACCCAACCUGUGAAGGCAACCAAGAUUAGGAUCCAUGUAGAAAUUGCUACCGAUGUGCCCUGGUUUCGAGAGAUUGCCAUCUUUUCUCCCUGCCCUGAUACCGGCAACGUCACAACAUCGAUGAUCCCGGUAGCAGUGUCCUGA